Messenger RNA from Dentiscutata erythropus, 252 nucleotides. NCBI's taxonomy places the organism in Eukaryota, Fungi, Glomeromycota, Glomeromycetes, Diversisporales, Gigasporaceae. The record is from the annotation of a GenBank genome assembly.
AUGGAACGUAUAGAUGAAGAAGAAAAAGAGAAAAUUACUUGGGAUAACCAAACAGCGCACUAUAUAGAAGGAGAGUCAACUCAUGGUCUCAAAUUUGAAGAAAAUUAUACAACUAACCCCAACUUGGAUCAAAGCUGGCAAGAAAAUAACAACAAUUCAUUCCCAGGAUUUCCAAACAUGGACCUUGAUUUGGAAGAAUGGUCUCAAUCGAGGGAUGAAUAUAUCGAUUGGGAAUACUAUGAUUCCUUAUGA